Messenger RNA from Manduca sexta (tobacco hornworm), 1769 nucleotides. RefSeq names its product zinc finger protein OZF. Gene Ontology annotation, molecular function: DNA-binding transcription factor activity, RNA polymerase II-specific; zinc ion binding; RNA polymerase II transcription regulatory region sequence-specific DNA binding. The coding region runs from base 292 to 1719 and encodes 475 amino acids. The transcript has 9 exons. NCBI's taxonomy places the organism in Eukaryota, Metazoa, Arthropoda, Insecta, Lepidoptera, Sphingidae. Gene Ontology annotation, cellular component: nucleus. The record is from RefSeq and is a predicted model, not a curated record. Gene Ontology annotation, biological process: regulation of transcription by RNA polymerase II.
CAAUAAUGUAAAUAGGAAAAAAAUAUAUAUAUAUGAUAAUAUAUAGUAAAUUCCAAAGGGAAGUCCAAACUUAGAUCCUGUAUUAUUAUAUAAAAUUUUCACUGGAAUAAAAUCUCUAUAAAUUAAAUUAUAUUUGCAUAAUAAGACAAGUAUUAUCGAAAAAUUCUUAUUUUACCUUUUGCGUUAUUAGUAUCAUGGCUUGAGUUCUUUAAUUUAGAAAAUAGUUUUGUUUAAGUUAGCAAAUACUUUUGUUAUACUCGGAAUUAAGGAUAUAUUGAUCAAUAAGAUUAAAUGCAUCAAUGUCGAAUAUGUUUAAAACAGACAAAUAUCUCUUAUUGCUUGCAAGAAAUGGAUAAAGACAGAAGAGUUCGAUACAUGGAAAUGACCUCAUCAAUAGCAAAUAUUAAGGGUUUAACAAAUAUAGACCACAACAAGAUCUGUCGAUCAUGCAAAAUAAAACUUAUAGAGGCCUAUUAUUUUAAAAUGUUAAUUGAAAGAUCUGAUAUGAUAUUACAUGGCAUAAAUCUGGCAAAAGUAAUGAAAUUUAGCAAUAUAAAUGAAAUCAGAAACAAACUUGGUUAUAAAGAAGUGGCAUGCAGUAAACCAACUCUACCUAUUGAACUAAUGGACAUAAUUGAAAUAGGAAAAAUAUGUACAAUAUAUAAUAAUACAACAAUCACAAAAAUGAGAUGUAAAAACAAGGAAAUGCCAAUAUUGGACUUUUUACAAUCAAUCAAAACAGAAGAAAAAAACGAAGACUUUGCAUAUAAUGUAGACACAGAAGACUAUGGUUUUAACUCAGACAGAGAUGAUGAAUAUAUACCAGAAAACACUAUGAAAAAGAAAUAUAAGCAAAAAAAGAAGAUAAUUAAAGCAACAAAGAGUGACAUUGUACACAAUGUUUGCAUUAGACCUAUCUAUUUAGAAGAUGUCCGUGUAUUGUACUAUGAGCCCCUAGACGAAAAGGAAAAAAAGGAAAAAACUAAAUUAUAUGCUAAGAGAUAUGCUAAAAAACAGAGAAAAGAUAUUUGCUGCUAUUGUGGUAAAGUAACAAAAUCAUUGAAGAGUCAUCAAUUGCAGCAUAUAGGUGAAAGAAAAUACAAAUGUGAUAUAUGCUCUAAAACAUAUUUAAUGGAGGGACAAUUAAAAUACCACAGAAAACUGCAUACAACUGAGCGGAAGUAUAAAUGUGACAUAUGCGUAGAAACAUGUUUAAGUGCUAAUGCCUUGCAAAGACAUAUGAAGAGGCACUCGAAUGUAAUGAGUUACUUUUGUAACGUUUGCAAUAAAGGUUUUAAAAGGAAAACCACCUUAACGAGACAUUUAAGACAACAUAAUUCUGAGAAUAGAAAUGUUAAAUGCGAAUUGUGUAGCAUGACAUUUUAUACAAAAGGUGCAAUGCAACAUCAUAUGCGGGUACAUACUGGAGAGCGCCCAUAUAAAUGCGAGAUUUGCUCGCAGCCCUACAGCUAUAAACGAGACUUUAAUCGGCACUGUUUCAAGAAACAUGGUGUUUUUUUAAAACGAAGAUCGGUAAAUGUUAUGAAUGAAGAAGUCUUGUUGCGUGAACGUACACUUAUGAAGGAGUUAUUCCUGAGAAAGCAAGGAUUCAUCAAAGAAGACCAGCCUCUAAAUCCAUUUGAGGGCCCACAAUCAGCCAUGGCUUUCGAACAUUACAUGCAAGCAUUAGAUAACCGGCAAAUACAAGACGAUUUUUGACUAUAAAUUUAGUUUUGUUCAAUUUUAUAUAAAUUAUAAUGGAAAGUUAA